UCAGCGACCUCUAUUCAUAAAUGUCAUACUGCCAUAUUCAAAAAUCUCUAUUUGACUGGUGGCUUGAAUUUUCGUAACGUAUUAAAUACGUUUUUAUACAAUAAAAUUUAAUUUUUAGUGUUAAAUAAUGGCUGCACAACGAGCAUUGCCACAAAGUAAAGAAGCUUUAUUGAAAUCUUACACUACAAGAUUAAAGGAAGAUGUAAAAUCUAUGCUUGAAAAUUUUGAAGAAAUUAUAAAGUUAGCCAAAGGAGAAAGUGAUUCUCAAUUAUCUCGUAUGACACAGUGUGAACAAGAUACUUAUGAAAUGCAUGUUAGAGCAGCGAAUAUUGUUCGUGCUGGAGAAUCUUUAAUGAAACUUGUAUCUGAUAUAAAACAGUAUUUGAUACUCAACGAUUUUCCAUCUGUAAAUGAAGCUAUAGCACAAAAUAGUAAAUUAUUUAGAACAAAACAAGCUGAAUGUGAUCAAAAAUUAGCAUCUUUAAGAGAUGAUAUGGCUGCAGAUUUAUACGAUUUGGAAGAAGAAUAUUAUACAUCAAUAUAUAAAUAACACAGGUUUUAGAUAUUUAUAAGGAAGUGCAAUUGUGUUCUAUUGAAUUGACUGAAAUAUUAUUUAUUUGUUCAAUAAACUGUAUAUAUUUAUUUAAAUAAAUAAGAAUAGUUUUGAUAGUACAUUCCUAUUUUUCAUUUGGGAGUCUGAUAAGACACGCCAAAAAGAUAGGCAUGACAAUAUAAUAAUUCGGGCAUACUUAUUUCAUUUUAUUACUUGAAUACUUUAAUAACACACAGACGAUACAUCACACAAUACUUCUAACUUGUAAGUAUACUCAAUAAGGUAAUUGUGUCUUCAAGCUUCGGAUAAUAAUGACAAUAAUAAUAAUGAGAAUAAUCAUAAGAAUAAUAAUAAGAAGAAGGAUAAUCUUAAUAUACUAUUUCUUUUUAAUCCUUUACUUGAAUGACGAUGCCUUUCCAUACUGUACAGCGAUAAUUUACAGAAAUAAUACGGAGUUCCCUCGACCGGAGUAGCGAGAUUACAUCGAUUCAAUCGUGCGACCAGAUUGAAAGCAAAAAUGCAUGAUUUUAGAAUUUGGAAUGUUUCAAUCAUCGUAAUCUCGUUCACUCCGUUAUGUAGUAUUAUGAAAAUACAAACUGAUCGGUCGACACGGUACUGGUUUCUUAAAAUAUUUGGAAGCAAUUAUAUAUAUCAUUAUUAUGAAAAAAUAAUAAAAAUAUCACAGUGUAAAAUGUAACGCUGUGACACAGACCCAUCAAGCAUCGAUCGAAUGACAAUGAAAUUAAAUGAAAAAACGAUUGCGUCUCGAAAUACGCAAUCAGAAUAACAAUGUUCAUUAAAUACUGUGACGGAAAUUGGAACACAAUUGUUUCAAUGUAUAGAUGCAUGUUUAUCGUUAAUUAUUAUCAUCAUAUCGCACGUUUACCCUUGAAUCAGUCCGCGAUCACGCGAUUAAAUUCUAAUCGAAAGUUAACCAUACUGUCGCAAUCAUACUUCAAACACUUACGCGAAUCAACAUAACAAUUUUAAUUUUUCGACGUUUGUGUUACCUUCAAAUAUUAUGGACAACGAAAAAAAAAAAA
This is a messenger RNA of Apis mellifera (honey bee), 1596 nucleotides long. RefSeq names its product mediator of RNA polymerase II transcription subunit 22. Gene Ontology annotation, molecular function: transcription coregulator activity. Gene Ontology annotation, biological process: regulation of transcription by RNA polymerase II. Gene Ontology annotation, cellular component: mediator complex. NCBI's taxonomy places the organism in Eukaryota, Metazoa, Arthropoda, Insecta, Hymenoptera, Apidae. The record is from RefSeq and is a predicted model, not a curated record. The transcript is spliced from 2 exons. Bases 128 to 550 code for a protein of 140 amino acids.